Staurois parvus is the source of this 370-nucleotide messenger RNA. The record is from the annotation of a GenBank genome assembly. NCBI's taxonomy places the organism in Eukaryota, Metazoa, Chordata, Amphibia, Anura, Ranidae.
AUGGGGCCCCCGGGCAAUAGGGGAUCAUGGGGCCCCUGUGUCCUAUCCCAAACAAAAAAGCCUAUGAAAAAGGUACCAGGGGCAUCUCAUGGAGCCCUCUACUGACCCCGAGUUUCCAAAUGAAACCAUCGAUCCCGCUGCUGGGCAUAGAGAUGAGUGAAGGAAAUAUGGCCACCACCGGGGCGGACUGACAACUCAUGGGGCCCCCGGGCAAUAGGGGAUCAUGGGGCCCCUGUGUUCUUGCCCAAACUCAAAAAAGCCUAUGAAAAAGGUACCAGGGGCAUCUCAUGGGGCCCCCUACUGACCCCGGGCCCUCGGUGCUCGAGUUUCCAAAUGGUCAGUCCGCCCCUGGCCGCCACUCACCUGUAUG